This is a messenger RNA of Penicillium cosmopolitanum, 879 nucleotides long. RefSeq lists its product as uncharacterized. The transcript is spliced from 2 exons. The coding region runs from base 1 to 879 and encodes 292 amino acids. The record is from RefSeq and is a predicted model, not a curated record. Lineage: Eukaryota; Fungi; Ascomycota; Eurotiomycetes; Eurotiales; Aspergillaceae.
AUGACGACGCCAACAGAGUCGGCUCUACCGCUAACAACUCCAUUCACAUUUGAAAACUGCGACCCAUCGUUGGGUCCAUAUUCAAUUAUCACCGCAACUACUUCUACCUACAGUGUGUGGACCGACGAAUAUACAUAUUACGGCAUCGAUCCAAAAGAGACCGGACGCGCAUGCUAUCCAACCGGCUGGGAUGACUUUUCUUCCACAUAUUACUCGCCCGCCACGUGCCCAGAUGGAUUUACAUUGGAUUUCGCGACCGAGGUCACGAGUGGGACCGACAUAGAGACCCAAGGAACAUGUUGCUAUUCGAACUUUGCAAUUGCUACCGCUUUUCCGGACCGGUGGAACGACUGGUGGCCAUGUGUUAGUGACCCAAUCAACAGUUCCUCAAACGAAUACGGGGACCAGACGUGGAUAUACACUGUGGCAGGCUCCAUUUCCAUCCGUUGGAGGUCGACCGACUUCACCACGACGCCGACCGUACCAACAGCCACCACUCCACUACGCACAACCGCGGUCACAAUUUUAGCUAAGGAAACAAGCUCCUCUCCUGUGAUUGAGGAGUCCGGUUUGCCUAAUGGGGCAAAGGCUGGAGUUGGAGUUGGCGCUGCUUUUGGUGGGAUUAUUCUCCUCGCCGGUAUUUUGGGAGUAUUCUUCCUUCGACGAAAUCGCAGGAAUGCCCAUGAGUCUCACGGUACUAUCGACUCGGGCUCGAGCCCAGAGAUCAAGUACGCUACUGUGAGUUCGGGUACACCCGAGUGUUCAGUCAGCACAGAACCCAGUGUGGCACCCCAGGAACUUCAUGGGUCCUCUUGGAAUCCAAUAGCGUCUUCUGCUGGAGAUGUCCAUGAACUUCCUUCAACAUCCCCUCGUGUCUGA